Messenger RNA from Phytophthora sojae, 774 nucleotides. RefSeq lists its product as hypothetical. The coding region runs from base 1 to 774 and encodes 257 amino acids. The record is from RefSeq and is a predicted model, not a curated record. The transcript is spliced from 2 exons. Lineage: Eukaryota; Oomycota; Peronosporomycetes; Peronosporales; Peronosporaceae.
AUGCUACAGAGCUUGCAGAUCCUCCAGGUCGUGUUGCAAGUCGCAGUUCUGGUGCUGGUCAUCGUUGCAGUGCACCUCCACUCGUGGGCCCUCACGUUCGCGCCGGACGGCUACUGCCUGCGCCUCGUCAACGGCAGCUCCGAGUGCCAGCCCUUCCUGCACGCCAUCCUCGAGAGCUCGCGACAGCCCGACGACUGGCCGAGUGCAGCCCCCGACCCGCUCGCCGUGCUUCCGACUCGUCUAGAAAGCCACGACGUCAACAACGAAGACUUGGUGGCCACUCAGGCGCUGUCCUGCUGGUGCCACACGCGUGGGGAGCUCACGUGGUACAUGCAGGGCGCCCAGAACGUGGCGUGUCUUGUGGUGCUCGAGACUGUCAAGUACGCCAUGGCGCUCUGGGGCUUCUUCGCGACGGCGAGUCUCGGCAUGUCGGCCAUGUUUCUCCCGAGGAGCUUCAGGGGGUGCCACGCGUUCGCGAGCUUCACGUGCGCCAUGCUCGGCUUCCUCGUGACGGUGGCGUGGUGGUAUUACAGCAGCACGUACAUCGACCGCGACUACCUGGACGAGCUCGCGCUGAAUUGGCGCCACGGAGUCUCCUACCACUGCGCGCUCGUAGCGUUCGCCCUUGCGACGACCAAUGCGCAGAUCGCGUUUGAUGCUGCGGGUCCUGCUGGCACUCAAAAGUUCACCAGGCGCUUCAUCCGACCGACGCCGACGAUGCAGCAAGUUGACGACUGGGACCCGCUCUCCUGCCCAGCCAACUAUCUUGUGUAA